AACUGCGCCGCCGCUAGCGCCGACGCUCGGUCGACGGCCCUCCGUCUGCAGUCGACGCUAAUCCGAAGUCGGGGCCACACACUUUAGUGCUUUUGCCCGUCGUAUACUCUGUACCGAUACGCGGUUCGUACCCCCUGAUUGUCAAGAGAUUUUUGUUCUAUGCGUUUUUUACCGUAAAUAUAUUUGUAAGCCUACGGUAAAAUAAUGAUACGAAACGCCGACUCGACCGAAGUCAUCGAUUUGGCCAACCACGUAGACACGUCCCGGACCAGAAUGAUGGACCAGAGACACCGAAUAAUCGGAGGUAUGCUAUCACUUUAUACAGGUGGUAGUUAAUUUUAUUGUUUAUUAGAUGGAAAAACCGUAACAAUGUAAUUUAUACUUACUAGACUUAGUGGCGUGUGCACGGGAAAGAGUAUGAGUUAGCCCCCUACCUUAUCGUCUUGAAAAAGUCAAUUAUACGAGUAUCAUUUGGUAUUUAUUUAGUAUUUUUUGCGUUGAAAUUAUAUCACUGCCGAAUUACAAUAGGAAAAAAAAAAAAAUCUCGAGUUAUUAAAUGAAAACGUCGUUUUUUCGGCGGAUCCGCGGUUUUUAAAUUCCCGUGGACGUAUGUGUGUACGGUGUAUACGGUGCAUAUCAUCAGAUGAAAUUUUACGAUUUAUUCGUGAGUCACGAUUGUUAUUAUGCAUUGCAUAUACUCCCAUUGACUGAGUCGAAUUUUCCAAUUUCCCUUGCGAUUUGCUAUGCCUUUUACGGUGUGUAUUAUAUAUUUAUAUAUGUUUUAGGUAAUAUCUGGUAGUAUAAUUAUAGAUACCCAUAGACUCGCGGUUGUCUUUGAUUAUCAGCUGCAAAACUGCACGGUAAUAAAUUAAGCGCUUACUUUUUAAGGUGUUAGUUUAUAUACUGGGUAUGUAUACUAAGAGUAUUUAACACAACCCCCAGCCCCCUCCUCAAAUAUUUAAUUUGUUUACUUAUGAACCACCCUCCAAGAAAUUAUUUUCUGUGUACGCGCCUGUUAGGUAUAUUAUUGUACUCAUCAAUUUUAACUGUUACUAACUGAUGUACUGAUGAGUAUAUAGGUAAUGGUAAAAUAUAAGUUAACAAUAAGUAAGUAUCAUUUUUUUUUUAUUACUCACCUAAUUAAGUUAAGUUACUCGGUAUAAUAGUUACUUACACUUAUGAUGGAAUUACCUAUUAGAGGUAUUUUUUUCGGAUUAUAUUAUUUAACUAAAAGUUUCUCGAUGUCGUGUUAGAAAAGAAAGAUGAGAGUAGACUGGACAGAAUAUAGAACAAAUGACAGUAAGCGAAAUAAGUUAAUCCAGAAGGAUACUCAAAACUAUAUUAAAGACAGAAAAUGGAAUAUGAUUGGAAAUAUUCUUAAAUAUGAUGUACGAAGGAAAAUGCCUGCACAGUGACGUAAUUUGAUCAUGUUUGUGGGAGAAGGGGGUAAAAUUAAUUUACAAAAGAAAAUUGUAUUUAUCAUAAGAACCUCUGAGUGUAAUAAAUGUAUGUAAGCAUGUGAAAAUGUGUGUAAUAUUGUUAUAGUCAUUAUUGUUGUAGACAAAAUAAUCCGAUAAGCUUUGUCGAUAAUGAAAUUUAUGGUUUUAUUGAAAAUUCUCCGUAAUAAUGAAAUAAAUGAGAUUCGAUAAUUGUCUUUCGUUUAUUUUUAAUUAAUCUGAUUGAUUUAACUAUUAUCCCACUAUAUUUAUACUGAUAAUAAAUGACUUUCACACUUGAUAAACUCACUGUCAACUGAAUAAACAACAAAUUUUGACUUGUCGGUGAUAACGUAGCCUGAUAUGUUUAGAUAUGACCUGUUUAUUAUCUGGAAAUAUUAUUAUGCACUUGGAAGCAGUAUCAAUUUCGAUGAGUGUGCGGCACGGAAUGACGUCUAGUGGGUGCCCGAAGGUUAAUACUUAACAUUAAUUAAAAAUAUUCCGAAAAUUGGAUUAGUACAAAAUAUAAACAUUAAAUUUAUUUCAUCUAUUGGGAGACCCAUAAAAAUACUUCGUUUACACUCUACACAUGUUAAUCGAAAACGAUUUAGCACACGAAUUAGCACACAGAAUAUAUUUACUCACUUCAGUGAAAUUUUACCGAGCAGUAAGAUUUUUACACGUAUUACACAUAGGAUAUAUUAAUCCCCAUCAAAAAAUAUUUAUCGAGAAUCAAAUAUAACUUACGUCAUUUUUAACUCUCCAAAAUUUAACUGGAGGUAAAUUUAUCGUAGAACAUACGAGGUUUGGCUAUUAAAUAACGAGACUGCGCGCGCAGAGAACGUCCCAAAAAAGUUAGGGAAAAACCGAAUACAGCGCUGGUUAGCUGGAAGUAUCUAUUAUACCAGUACAAAAUUGGGUUUUUGUCGGUGAAUCAGUAUUUUUUCUGUAGCGUUUAGAAACGAACAUGUUUUUUCUCUUGCCGAAAACGAUGUGUGACGAAAAACAUGAGCAACGGAUAAACGUAAAAUUUUCUCGUUAAACUAAAAAAAACUCCAACUGAGUGCUAUACGUUUUUAACAGAGGCCUAUAGUGAGGAUUUCCUAUCUCGGGCGCGUGUUUUUGUGUGGCAUAAAUUAUUUUCUGAAGGUCGAGAGUGCACUGGAAUCCAAUUCAGUCGUAAUCCAAAUUCAAAACCAUGCCGAUCGUUUUCUUCGAUAUCAACGGCAUCGUGAUGACUGAAUGGGUUCCAGAGGGUCAAACUGUGAACCAACAUUACUAUUUGACAGUUUUGGCAACAUUGCGCGAAUGAGUUCGUAAGAAACGGUCGAUAUUGUGGAAAAACAAGUCGUGGAUCUUGCACCAGGAUAACGCGCCUGCCCAUAACGCGCUGUCUGUGAAGCGUUAUUUGGCCGCUUAAGGCACUCCAGUACUCGAACACGCGUCUUACUCACCCGACUUGGCACCCUGCGACUUUUACUUGUUUCCGAAGAUAAAGUCUGCCUUAAAAGGAAUCCGGUUUGAGUCGACGGAAGAGGUGAAACAAAAAUCGGCGGAACUCCUGAAUGGUCUUACGAAAACAGACUUCCAGCGCUGCCUCGAGCAAUGGAAGAAACAAAUGAAACGGUGUGUGAAGAGGGGAGGAGAGUAUAUCGAAGGGGAACAUUUGGUUGUGGAAUAAUUUUUAAAAUAAAACCAUUUUUCAUAAGCAGUCUCGUUAUUUAAUAGCCAGACCUCGUAUUUGCUGGCGGGUAAAUAUAUUCGGGUGGUAAGAAUAGCCUUUUACACCGGCGUAAUAGCAGGAAACCAUUGUUGUUAACCGUAUACGAUUUGACUAUGUGAAAAUAAAAACAAAAUUUAGACAAAUAACAGUAAAUCCAUUUACUAUAAAUUUAUUUAUAUAUAAAUCUAUAUAAAUCUGGCAACGCCGCGCAAAAAAAGAUAGGUAAAAACGUUCGCAAUCGUAUAUCGGCCGUUAAUUUACUAUUUAUAAAAAAAAAAAAAAAUGGUCUUAGGUGUUGGGGUGUGUUAUAAACAUUAUAAUAAUUAUAAUUAUAAUCUUUUCUCUCUGUUUAUUAGUGUUUCGACCACCGUGUAGAGUAUAUUAUUAUGUUCUGAGGCGCAAAACGACUUGUGUAAACACACAGAAUAACGCGUUUCGUUUUAUUCUCGUAACGUUUUAUUAACGAGGAGUUCAACGUCGCGUCAUUAUGCGUAUCAGCCGCAAGUGCGUUAAAAAUUUUUCGUACCAAUAAUAAAUAUACCGCGAGAAUGUGCUUGUAUAAAUAUUGUACAACGAAAAUAGUUUCUCACAGCCGAACGACGGCCAACUGUGCGCACUUCGUUUUGCAUUAGAGCGGGAGUUAACGGAAACUGUUGGACGCGGUCGUUUGGUAUUUAAAAUGAUAAAAAAAAAAAAAAAUUGUGAAAACCGGAGGGCGGGCAAUAAAUAAAAAGCCGCCGUUAAUUUAGCAUUUUGGAAUUUCGUUAAAUAUUCCAUUUACAUAAGUAAGUACCGGCACAGGACGGAAAAUCCACACGGUUUUUUCCGCGGACCAAAUCGAACCUAACCCUAGUGACCGAAAAAAGUGUUUUGCGAGAAAAAUAAAAAAAAAACUCGACCUUAUACGGCAAUAUAGUAAUAAUAGUUGUAUCAAUAAUACAACGGCUUCUUCGCUGUACACUCAAGUUUCGUAUUUUGUACCAGACUGUCGUACUAUAACCACGAAAACAAUAAUUAAAUACGGUCGAUGGAGGAGGAGGAGGAGGGGGGGGGAGGGCGAGAGGGGGUGUCGGUAGUAUGAGACCCCACCCCCGCGAGUCUGCGCGGAUGCGCCGCGGCAGAAUAGCCCGUAAAAACUUGAUUUUCACCGAGACGCGUAAACAUUUUACGGAAAAACGAUUUAUUAAUAUUGUGCGACGGCCGACACACCCGCGGUCGGGUGGAAUGGAACGGAAAACCGUCCGUCGGUACGCGGGGGGAAACGUCAAAAUCAAUUCGUUCGCAUUGCGAAUUUGCCAAAGACCGCGCGCAUAGUAAGGCCGACUUAUACGGCGAGUCCCAUUGUAGCGGGUCGUCGACGUUCAUACGGUUAACGAUAAAGAACAGCUCCUCCUCGCGUUUCUAGUUUCGACCGAUUUUGACGCGUUGACUCCGAUUAGUUCUCUAUCGAAUUCGCACAACAUAGUACAGGUGCUCUUCAACAAGGCGUUUCGCUGCCGCAAUCACACUGUUCGCCGAAGCUUAUUACUUCGUAUUAGUUUAGACGUAUUGUUCACUCGACAGCGCGCUGUCGUCGGUGUACGAUUAUAUCGUCUGAAAUGUAUUGCGUUUUAUUGUACAGCUAUUUGUUUUUCUGCGUGUGAAAAUAAUGAUAUGUCCGCGGUAUCCUUUUUUUUAACCGCGUGACGUGACACGCGAUCAUACUCGGCUGCAAAACGCCUACCGCUAUUAAUCCAGGCGAAGUCGCGCGAUUUUUUCCGCUGCAGCGGCACGGCCAGAAUUCAUUUUCGAGUCGGAGGAGGACGGGCUUGAUGCGAAUUCCGAACAAAUUUCCGGACAGGAUUUCGAAACAAUGAGUUACUGCCAUACGUGUUCAAAACUACAAGGAAAUAUGUCAAUAAUUACAACAGAAAAAUGCGCAACUGUAUACUAUUUCGGGUACGCGUAUAUUAUUCGCGAAUAAAUCUCGAAACGGGUUCCCGUGUUGUUUUCACCCUGUUUUAUCGUAUUCCGAUUAGCCGCGGGUCACAAACGGUCGGUUGAUUUUUUUCGGUGUUUUCACUUCGUCGCUGGAAUAUCGCCUUUGACGGCUUGACACGCUUUGCACUAAUAAUGGUAUAGGAAAUGUUCGAAAUAUGUUCAUGUCAUACAUACACAAAGCUCGGCGCACGCAGCCGUUUUGUAUCACGUACUCGGAACAUGACGUUUGCCAUUCACGAAAAUAACAUUUGAAGUGCCGCGGUGAAGUGUCGGCUGGCGUGUUUAUAACGGAUUAUUUCUGUUUUGAUCGGAUAUUCGUUCGGCGCGUUUCAAAUGUAUUACGCCCGUACGUAAUAAUUGGCGACCCGGGGGACCUUGUAAGAGAGCGCGGGACGAAGAUAUUGUGUAGACAAAAAAAAAAAAAUACUAAUAACAAUAAUGAUGAUAAUAAAAAAAAACAACACUGUAUCGCACAGCGCGAGACGAUAAUACUAUAAUAAUAAUAAUAAUAUGAACGCGUCGAGUUUAUAACAUUGUAUCAAUACGAAGGAAAACCGUUGACAGUUUUCAUUUUUGACGGGCGACAAAACGGCGAUACGAGUCGUUCGUAUAUUUACAGCACGCAUUUAUAAUGUACGGCUAAUGGGCGGCACCGGUCGAGUUUAAGUAUGGAAAUGUUCGGUUUUCGGAUCGCGAGCAGGGAGCAUAUAUUAUACAUGUAUAGGUAUAAAAAAUAAUAUUGAUUUUUUUCACGUAUGCUUCAAUACGCGAAAUAUAUAAUAUUAUUAUUAUUUUAAUGAUGGCGACACUACACUCGAAUCGGCACAAGAGUCUUAUUUUUUUUUUUUUUUUUUUUUUUUAAUGGUGAAGGAUGCGGAAGACUAAUUAAAUUUGUCGAAAACUCUUCCACGCACAAAACCCGAUGCGCGGCCUAUAUAAUGCACGCAUCGAUCCAAUAUGCAAGUACAUACGUAUGCAUAUAAUUAUAAGCUCUUUUCUCCCGCUCCAAUUCUUUUGUUUCAAUAAUAUACUUUACACUAAUAAAAUAACUACGAUUUUAAUUUUAGAUUCUGGGCGUAGCGAACAAGCCACAUAUGAUAUGCCGGUAGUAAUGUGAUGUGUUUUUUUUUUUCUCGGAAAACACUUUUCGGCUAGUAAAACAGUUUCGAUUAUUUCGUACCGUACCUUGAAAUGUAGCGACAUUUUCGGCUGGCGGUGCUUUGUUUGAAACACGUUUCGAAUUUCUUACUUUAACGAAAAAUCGCUUUAUACGGUUUGUAUUUUAUUUUUAUAAGAAAACCCGCAAUAAAACCGAAUGAGGUUUAAAUUGUUUAAUACAUGCAAACUGUCAAGAAAAGGUUUAUAGCGAACGACGGAGAUGGCAAAAAAAGUGAACGCCCACAUACUAAUAGUUAUUUCAGGGGGUUUGAUGUAAUGCAAUCAAAUGAACGAUUUCGUUAUCUUUAAAAAAUCUUUACUAUCGCUUAUAAAUAAAUGUAAAUGGUCAAACUAUUUUUAUUUCAUUUCCGUAAAACUACAAUAACGAUUCUAUUAAAUUUUCAUAACCACCCAGUCUGGUGCCUUUUCCAUGUUAUUAUACUUAGAAAUUAAUUAUUGAAUCUUCAAGGUUAAAUACAUUUUAACAUUAUAUUCAUCGACUCACCCCGAAAUUAUUAUAGUAUGAUAUUUUUUUCUUGAAGGUCCGUAGCAAAUUAUUUCAUAUUAAAGUGGUUUACAAUAUAAAUAUUAUAUGAAUUGUUAAAUUAUUUAUUUAGUUUAUCAUAUUUAUUUUUUUACUUUAACCGAAUCAGGAUAUACCUAUUAAUAAUCUCUGUCAAAAAUAACGAUAAAUUUAAAAAACAAUAUAGAUCAACUGAAUAAAUUUACUAUUAAUUAAUAAAUUUGAUAAAAUAUUUCUAAGUAUUUGUUACAAACAAAACAAAUCAUAUUACUUAAAGAAAAAUAUAUAUUUACCACUUAUCUAGUGCAAACUUGUGUAUUGAUGAAUUAAUUAAUAUAUAUUUUUAGUUUCUGAGCGAAACGAGGUGUGCAUUGGUUACUAUGAUAUGUGUGUGUUUUUUGUAUACAUAUUUUUUUUUGUGUGUCUGUUAAUAAUAUUUCUACUAGAAAACUUAGUCCAAUCGAAAAAUAACAAAGGAAUUUUUUUUGUUGCAUUUUGGUUCAUGUCGAUGCAUUUAAGAGGUCAUUUUUUAAUUUUCCAAGCAGUAUUCAUAAUAACUGGGAAAAACCCGAAAAAAUAUUUGGCAAAACUGAAGUAUUUACAGCGGUUCUUUGAAAAAAAAAAAAAAAGAAAUCGUUAAAUAGAAAUAGAAAUUUUACUAAAAAUCUCGUUUUAACUGUACGAAACGAAUGCAAAUAGGCAGUAAUAUGUAAUGCGCAUAUAGUAACAAGAUCUAUUGAUAAUGUAUUUAAUAACAAUAAUAAUGUACAUCAAUAAAAUACACAACCACUGCGUUUCGAUAGAACACGCACCACAAACUCAUAUAAACGACCGGUGACGAAAUUCGGGGACCAAAUUAUAAAAAUGUUAGUAUCGUCUACCAGCUGGUAAAAAUAAUUAUAGAACGGUAAUAUAGAUUAAGGAGUUAUUUGAUGCAGUUACACGGUACGUGUACUUUCAUAUUAUGUCGAUUUAACUCUGUACAUUAAAAUUAAUUCGUUAAAAAGAAACGUUUUUUUUUAACGAAAAUGUCAUGGUUUCAUAAACAAAUUCGUCGUGUAGAAAGUUUCGUUUAAUAGAAAUUCUUUAAAUAAAGACGUGUGCCGAUCGGAUAUAGUUUCUUAAAUACCACAUCAUAUCGUUUGAUUCGUGAAACGUCGAAGUAAUUUUUCUAACAUCCCUCAGAAGCAAAGCUCGUGUCUGGAGGUGGGGUGAGGGUUUGUGGAUUCAAAAUUCGUCCUCUCCUCCCCGAAAUUUGUUCAAAAUUAUUGUUUAUUAUUUUCACGAUAAAUGCCAAUUAAGUUUAUAACAAAAUUAAUAGAUGAUUUAAUUUAAAAAAAAUCGAUAAACCGCGCUUAAUUAUAUGAUUGAUUUCAGUUGCUUUUGUUGUUUGUUUGUUGAACCGAACUAUAAAAAUAUUAUUAUUAUUUCCCCGAAAGGUGUAUGUGUUUUUUGAAAAUUUUGUCUCCAUUCGAAAUUCACUUAAGUUCAGCGAUCCGAAAGUUACGCGCAGGUAUACUUGUGAAAAUAACAACAAUUUUUAACGUGAGAACUUUUGAAACAUAUAAUUGAUGACAUUUGUAAAAUUCGCAUUUUCGAUUUCGUUGAUAUUUUCGCCUAUAUUCGAUUCGAUUUUUUUUUUUUCGAAAUUUAUCCGCACAUACUUUCUACAUUUAGGUUCUCACUACACCGCAGCACCUAUAAAUAUCCACCGACUUUAUGAAAUUAAAAAUGUUAGGCACUUUAAAAACAUUCGUAUAUUAAUAAUACUUUCGUUUAUUUUAACGAGUUUUACCUACGUAUUAUACAUAAAAUAUUGUUGACUCAAUGUAUAUUUACAUAACAUAUUAAAGUCAACACUCGGCAAUAUUAUUAUAAUAAUUGAUUAAACGUAAAAACAAACAAACAAACAAAACGCAGGCGUUGAAAGUGCUGGAUGUAAGAGGGAGAGGAGAGGUGAGUUUUUUAGCCCCAGGCGCCGUCUGAAUAAAUAGGGCACAUUUAAAUUUAUUUAUAAUUUGUGUAUUAUUUUUGUAAUAUUAUGGGAAAGUGUAGUAAGAAGACAGAAUGAAUGGAUAGGUCAUAUAGUAUGGCGUGAGCGAUUAUUAAAGCUAGUUAUAGAAGGAAUCGCGUUGUAGAAGAAUCACAGAGAAAGACCGAGACUAAAAUACAUCCAACGAAUAGUAAAAGACUAAGGAUUCGAUUCGUAUGUACAGAUUAAAAGGAAAGCGAAUAAUGGAAAAGAUUGGAAGAUGACUGCGAACCAAUCUACGGAUUAAAUAAAUCAUACACAUAGAGAGAGAUAUUACUUUUAAAACAAACAGGACGCUUUUUUCAACUAGUUCCCGUCAGUUUUUUAAAGGGGUUUUCUGUAUCAAAGUGGACGUGCAGUAAUGUAGUCCAUUGGAUACCAGGCAGAGUAAGAUUUUGCUUACUGUGCGUUCUCUAGAAAAUAAACGUGCUAAAUGAUUGAGCUAGUUGAUUUUGUAACAAUAAAUAUUAGAUUUUCUGUAAGAAAAUGUGAGGUAGGGGCUUAAAAGCGAGGGAGGGGCAAUUGAGGUAAUUCUAAAAGUUAAGUGGAAGGUUUGAUAUCAAUCUGUUCGUAGAGCUUUUUAAUAGAGGAAAAUGGACGGCCAGUGGAUGUGCACUAAAAAAAAAAAAAUACUUUGCAAAUGCAAUGGGCGUCAAAAUAUGUCCCGAAUCCGAGUAUUAUAAAUUAUACAAAGAAGACAUCAAAUAUAAUAAUAUGAUGUCAUUUUCGAUCCGUAUUAUAGAUAUUAUUUUUUGAAUUGACUAUGAAAAAAAACGUGAUUUUACGUGCGAUAUUUGAAAAUAUUUUCAUCGUACAUCCUUAAUAUAAUAAUGUACAUAAAAUGCGUAUUAAGUAUACAAUACAGGGUGAUUAUUUUAUCAUUGAACACUAAUUUUUUCAAACUGUAUUAACUUUAAAAUUACAUUUUUUUCUACUAAAUUGUUAAAACUAAGCAGCUCUAUAAUAUCACAGCACCAUUAUUGUUUGCCACCCUUAUUUUUAAAGGUGAAACGAUUACUUACUAUUAAUUUUUAAAUGACAAUCUAUAAUAAUAUUACAUGUAAAUGUAUUACAAAUUUCAUAAAUAGACGGAUUAUUUAAAGUAGCAUAUCUCGUCUGUGUGUUGACGGAAAUCAAGCAUUUCAACACCAAAAUGUAUUCAUAACAAUAACAAUGCUUGUUUCUUAAAUUUUGGAAAAAAAAAAUUUUGAAAAAUCAACACUACUUUUUGAACUAUAAUGAGUGGUUCAACGAUGAAAAAAAUCACCCUGUAUAGCCAAUAUCGACUGGAACAAAAAAAGCACGUGAAAAGUAAGCAGAAUAAAUUAAUAAUGGGAAAUGUCGUAACAGGUUGCGGAAAACCGCACGCAACAUUUCGUGACGAUGACUUCUCGGCGAGCUUCGGUUUCAGGUCGAACGACAUCAUAUAAAAUAUAUUUCUAAUUUCAAUAGUAUUGAUUUUCGUGAAUAAAUACGAAGCACACUACGCGAUGAGUCUCAGACGAUUAUUAACAAUUAUUAAUUAUUACUGACAAGUCGUACCUGGGGAGGGGGGGAGGGUAACCGAUAAGCCCCUAGGAAAUUUUUUUGUGUUAUUAUAUUAGGUAUAAAUUACCGAUAUCCAAUAUUCUAAUAAAACUAGAAUACCCACUCAUUUAUAUGUCUAUGAAGGCAUGGAAUCCGAAUAGGUAUUUUGUCAGUUUUAAAAUCGACCAUAAUUAGAGGUAAGAUGGAGUGUUAGAAAAAAAAAAAUGCAAUUGAUUUUUCUCAUAUUAACGAUAAAAUUUAUAGAAUUAAAUGAUAAAAUUCAAUUUUCUCAAAACUAUGAUUACGCGAUCUCUUGUCUCUUUCGGCCAUCGUCGGCUUUUUUCAAAAAAUAUUAAACUAUUUAUUGUUUUAUAACAUGAUUUUAUCUUCAUUUGAACGAACUAUACAUUUGACCUCCCUCCUCCCCUCCGGGUAUCAAGUGAAGGAGUGUCUUUCAAAGUGGAGAAUUCGAUUCUUGGUAUUUGGACGAAAAUCAAUAGAAUCCGACGGUAAAAAUAGUAGCGUUCCGUUUUUUAUUUUAUUUUUUCAAACGAAAAUAAAUAUUUUAUUUUGUACGGCGGCGGGGGUGAAAAUGUCGAAAAUAAGAUUAAUAACUAAUAAGCCCCGCUCUCGAAUUAACACGGUGUUUUGGCGUUUCUAAAAAAAAAUCGUCCGUCUGAAAUAUUUAGUAUAGUCGCGGUAUAAUAUUGGCUAUUAUACCUCUUAACGUGAACGCAUAUAAUAUAGGUAGGUGCCUGGUUGUUUGGGCGUUGUUCGAUUUUCUUUUCUUUUUUUUUUUUUUUUGCGACUUUUUUCUUCGGGUUCGCUUUAUCAUACAAUACAUUUAAUAUAGAUACAUCAGGGUGAAAAAAACAAAAAAAGAACAAAAAUUAUUUUUGAUUUCACGAGCGUACCUAUUUUUAUAUGCUAUUCAUACGGGUUCAACAUAACUAACAAUAUCACCGAAUAUUAUAUUGAACAGUGAAAAAAAAAAACCAAUCAUUUCCGGUUCGCGAACUACGAUUUUAUAGGCGAAUAACGCGAAAUAUUUGUGUCUGUAGAUUCUGAGCGGAGCGAGAAAUGUAUUGGUUUUACAAUGACAUAUUUUUUUUUUAAAUAUAUAUAUAUAUAUACUGUAUAUAAAAAUUUAAGGCCAUUUUUUGAUUUUCCAAGCAGUUUUCAUAAUAAUUGGGAAAAAAACGUAGGAAAAACGGGAAAAUGUACGAAAAUAAUGUUUUUAUUAUUGUGAAUUUAGUUUUUUGUUGUAAUUCUGUUCGCAAUGUUUAUAAAGACUUGAAAUUUGGACAAAAAACUAAUAUUUGCCUUUUAUAGACGUGGAUAAAAUUGUUAGACAGAAAUACUUGGAAAUUUAACAGGUGGUUCAUACUUAAGUCGUACUAAGUGGUCAAUAAGAAAAAAUUGAAUUUAACGUUGUAUUUUUUUAAUUUUAUUUAAGAAUUUUAAUAUCAAAUUUUGACGAAAGUCGUACUUGAUUAUGAAAGCCUUUUGAAACAUGUAUAAUCAAACUCUUCUCAGAAUCGUUUUUCGUAAACAAUGAAUAUUCGUUGAUUAUAUUAUAUCACAGAUUGUAUAUUUUAUAUUACUCUAUUUUACUCCAUAUUACUUAUAUUUAUAUCCUGCCUUCUCAACUUCUCACCUAUAACCGUGAUCCACCCAUCGUGCGAAGUAGGUUGUUUUUUUUUUUUAUGGUUUAAAUUAUCGCCGGACAAAAAAUUUCACGACGGUAAAAACCAUCAGAAUGAAAUGUGGACCAAAUAAUAAGGUCAAAGGCCCUAUAUAGUCGACAAGAAGAAAAUGCAAUACGGAUAAAGUAUUAUAUUAAAUUCGAUAUGUCUCACGAUGAUCUGCAACUUGAAAUAACUUUUGUUCUAUUAAAUAUUUUUUUUUUUCAAAUAAUUAAUGUGCCUCCCUCUAAAAAAAAAAAAUAUUCAUAUACAAACUGUAGCGCAGAGGCACACUAAUUAUUUAAAUAUAUAUAUAUAUAUACACACAUCAAAAAUAUUGAAUAGAACAAAAGUUAUUUCAAAUGGUAUAUUUCGGUUGUUUAUGUUUUUAUCGACAUUCCGUAAAUAUUGUACCGCGCGGCGAAAAUACUCUUGAAUAUUUUCGCGCGAUAUUCCGCACCGAGAGACAAUUUGCCCACGCCAUCUGCCGUUCACUUUACGUUUACGGACGCGGGACGCGCGCAUAUCGUCUUCGGCUCGCCCGCAUUGAUUUUGCGUCCCGAUGAUGCCGACGACAAUCCCCCUCCCACAGCCUGCGUGACGGUGUCUCCGAUUCGUUCGACGGCGUGCACAACAAAACAAACACGAUAACGCACGGCAGAUUCGCCGUCUGGCCCACGCCCUCUCCUCCAACCCCCCCCCCCGCGUAUUAUUUUUCCGGGGCCGUUUGAAAUCGAUACGCCGGUAACGUCAUGCACCACGAAGCGUUUCUUCUCGUGUGUCAACAGCUGCCCGCCGUGUACGGCGAGAAUAAUAUCGUUUAGCCCGAUAUCGCGACGCAGCCGACGUUCGUUUGGAACAUCGGUGAAACGCGAUCGCGAAAUCGGCCGGAUUCGGUAAACUGAGAGUCCCGAUUUAUUAUUUUUCGGUAAAUUGAGUCCCUCGUAAAAAAAAAAAAAACGGGAGCGGUAAAUCGAGUCCCGUUUGAAAUAUUUAAUGUAUAGUAAUAUAAUACGUAUACGUGUAUUACCUAUAAUAAUUAAUUGCUGUCAAAAUAUGAAAUAAAAUAUAUAUAUUAUGUGACUCGCGUUGCUAACAAUAAUAAUUGACACUGUUAAAACGCGAAAAAUAAAUCCAAAUCGGCCCGGAUCGGUUAGGGGCGGCGGUGAAAGCACCUACUAUGUUUUAUUGUAUUCGUUGUAAUUAUUAUUAUUCAUAUUACUUUCUGAAUUGUAUAAAAAUUAUCCUUGUACUGUGCACGCGUAUUCAUAGUUCACUUUAUACCGACUGCUAUUAUAUUUUUACUUGAGAUUUUGAGAAACGGAAUUUUUUUUUGUGUUUUUACUCCGUAAUAAAUAAAUAAGCACCGCCACUGCCUGCACAGCAUUAGUUAAUGGAUUUUGUUUUACACAAGUUGGGUAUUUUGUUACAAAAAAUAUUUAUUUUUUUUUUAUUUUCAAGACACUUUAAACAAUUUUACACGGAUACACUGAUAUAAUAUCGCGUGGCUCCAGAGGCCAGACGCUAUAAGAGGGGUGGAAAGGGGAACAACCCGUUGUGAGUUAGACAGGACGGCAAUCGGGCAAUCCUUGAACCGCUGAAAAUUCGGGCUGCGUCAAUUAUUUCGGGCCGAUGAAUUAUAAUUGUAUUAAAAAUUAUAUGAAAUAUGAUAAUAAAUUUCAUUUAAGAAAUAACCGUUUUUGUUACACGGUUUCGUGACCGAUUUGUGUAAUCAGUGUGACCGCGGAGAGGCCUAACGAUUUUUAUUAUUAUUAUUAUUAUUUUUUUUUUAUCACCGCUUUAAAUUUUAAAGGGAAAUAAGAAGUCGCCGCGGUGAAUACCAUUAUUCCGUGUGUCGCGUUAUUAAAUAAUUAAUUUCGUGUAUCAGACCUUGCUUUGAUAGUACAUAUAGUGUAUAUAUUUAUACAUAUAUUUAUGGGGACCGUAUUAUAUGUUACCCGCAUAUUAUAUUAUUUUGUUCGUUCCUUUACGACGACAACGUCGUGAAAACAUAUUUUCUUUACGUGAAGGGUUAAAAAUCGGACAUCCUUUUAAUAUACAGUGACCCGACGAAUGCGGGAAUAGGGGUAUGGGGGGGGGAGGAGGAGGGAACUGUGUCGCAUUAAUAUUCAACGUUGGCGGACCGCGGGUUUCAAAACAUUAUUACCCCGGUUAGCGUUCGUUUAUGACAAUGUCGUGACAUCGUAUCGGGUGGCAUGAAUUAGACCUUUUGUCUAAUUAUUAUUAUUUCCGACCGGGCAUUGUAUGUUCUGAGUCCGCCUUAGGCUGUAUUUAUCUUUGUAUACCGCCGCGUAUAUACCUGUACCCGCACAUAUUAUUAUGACGUCCGGACGCGGAAUUUUUUUUUUUUUUCAACGGUUCCGAGCAUUCGGUUUUCGAUAAUCAAAACGUAAUAAUAUAGAUAAUAUAGCCCGCAUAACGAAUUAAUAAGAUUUUCCGAAUUUUCUUCAAUCUCGUCCAAUUUGACCGCCUUAACGAUAAGACUUUUCCACAGGUUUAUUAUUGCCCGAUACCCAUUUAAGGGGAGGGCUACGGACGAAUAUGACGCGCGAACAAUUUCAAAAUCAGGACCCGCGUCAUACGGUUCAACAUUCCACGGCGGUAGAAAUAAAAAUAUACUCAAAUAUUAGAAUACAAUUUUUUUUAUCCAAAUCAAAACUUUAUUAGAAUUAUACGGCGCAUCUCAGUGUCAUUUUUAACAGGUGCCAACAUUUGUUUCAAUUGAAAAACAUAUAUAAUACAUGUACAUACCUUUUAUAGUAAUUUUUUCUGAUAAUGGAUUUAUAUGAUCUAUUAAAAUUGUUUUUCUUUCAGCCGAAGACAGUGAACCCACCGAUCCUGGAAUAUGCGGCAAGAUUUUGACGGGGUGCGCUUGGAUUUUGGUUGGGAUCACAUUCCCGUUUUCCCUGUUCGUCUGUUUCAAAGUAAGUACAUAUUAUGAAUUAUACAUUUUUAAACUAUAAACUAAUACUAAAUAAAUUACCAAACAGGUUAACUCAUACUAUAAUAUAAAUCGUGUUAUAAAUGAAAGAAAUCAUAUCCAGACUCAUUAUCCUGUCUCAAUAUCUUCUGGACGACGUUUUUAUAUUCAUAAUUAGUACGGUGGGUUUUAGUAUGGAAAUGAGCCGCUUAUUAUAGAUUAUUAAGAUGUCAGCGUUUUUAUGGCGAGUAAAAAAUAUAUUAAAAUUAAGGAUAUUUUGAAUAUCACUUAAACUCAAGCAGUUCUCAUUAUUUAAUUUUUUUUUUCUUAUAAUCUAUACCGUUUUAAUUUUUUCAAUGUGUAAAAUAUAAAAUUGGCACCAUACUAUAUAGAUCCGUAUUCCAACAAUGAACGAGCUAAAACACAGUACAUAAUAUUAUUUAGGCAAUACAUAUCUGUGUGAUGUAGCUAUAUUUAAUUACGAAUCUCAGAGUUCUUAUGGCUAUUUUAAACAGAUUUGAGUAAUAUGGGUGGAAAAUAAGAGAUCAGUUUAGAGAGUAAUACCCAAAUAGUAAUAGUUGGUGUGUAGAAUAGUUGUUUUUUGAUUUUUCGUAUCGUUUUCUUGAUAAUUCGAAAAUACAGGGAAUUUUCGAUUUUGUUGUAAUAUGGUUAAUAAAUUAUUCUGAUAUUUUUUAUGGAAUAGCCUUUUAUAGACGUCUUACAAUUUUUAAAUUAUUAUGUUUAUUCAUGAGUUGUUUAAAGGAAAUAGACAUUUGACAUUUUCGAGUAUUUUUAAUUUUUAUUUGAUAGUAUUAUGUAAAUAAAAUUAACUAUAAACACUUUAAAUAAUUAUUAUUCUAAAAACAUCAUACUGUAUUUACGUCGUAUAGGUUAUCAUGUGAGCUCACAGAAAAAUUAACAUAGAUAAUAAAGUUAAAACUUAACAAGGACCAAAAAAAAUAUUAUUUAUAAGCAAUAUAUUUUUAGUUAGCUAACGUGACUGGCUAUUUGAAAAAAUCGUCUAAAAAUAAUCUAUUUUUGAAUAUUUUCUACAAAGAAAAAAAAAAGAAAAAAUUAUGGAUUCUUUUUUCUCUAAAAAUUAUAUUCGAAAAUAACAAAAGCUAAAAAUAAAUUGUUUAGCUGUAUCUAUAGAUUAAUAAGGGCCUAUAAAAAAACUUUUUGUCAAAUUUUUUUCCGCCAUUAACUUCAUAAAUUAUUAUUUUUAUUCGAUAUUAUAAUUGGGAAUCAAUAAUUGAAAUCUCGAAGGCAUGAUCGGUAUUCACAUUAAAUCAAAUAUUUAGGUCCAUUUCUGCGGCCACCUCUAAAUUGGAUUUUUAACAUUAAUUCUCAGGUGAUCAAUUAUGCAAGGAACUUUAGUCCCUUAAUAAUAUUAAUAAUUUUUUAGAAAAAAGUUUACGGUUUCGAAUUCGGUUCCGGUUCUUAGUAAAACGAACAUUUUGAUUCCAGUUCAUAAGAAACGAACAUUUUAGUUUCAGUUCAAGAAAUUUUAAAUCACUGGAGCGUUUCAGUUUGUUUCAUUUUGACAGGAUUUUAAUUCAGUAGAUCUAACUCAAUUUAACUUUAGUAGUCUGUAUAAUACAAUAGAGCCGUUUAGGGAUAUAAGGGAUUCGCUUCUCUAGACAUAUUGGUAUCCAUAGUAUAUGUAUUGUAAAUACACUCAAAUUGUUAACUAUUGAAUAGUUAAGUAAUAUUAAUAUUUGUAGUUUAUAUUAUGUUGAACAUUAGUUAGAUCUUUGGUAGAUAAUUAAUCAUCUUCAUCAAAAAAAAAAAAAUGGGCGAAAAUCGAAUUCACGAUUAAUAAAUCAUUUGUAUUGACCCAAAUAACAUUUUAUUAUUUGUUUAGGUGGUCCAAGAAUACGAAAGAGCGGUGAUAUUUCGCCUGGGACGUCUGGUGUCUGGCGGCGCCAAAGGACCUGGUCAGUAUAAUAUAAACUUAAAGAUAUUAUUUGAUAUAUAAAUAUAAUGUACGACUGUAUUCAUUCAAUGAAAUCGUUUAUUUAUACCCAUCUGUAAAGUGAUUAUGAUCAAUUCAGUGGCGUGGUGAGCAAUAUUUGAUUUGUGGGGAGAUUAAAUUAUCUAGUAUCCACCCCCUAAAACAAAUUAAUUCACUUGUCCACGGAGAACUCGCCUUAUUUUAUUACAUUUUGAACAAACACCAUAUGCUAUUUGUAUGCUAUUUGUUAACUAACUGUAUUUACAAUAAUUUACCGCGUGUAAUUUCCUAUUUCAAUCUUUGUUCGAUACGCUACUACGAAUGCUCGCCGGAGCGUAUUUUAGGGAGGCGAUAAGGGCGAUCGCUCCCCUCUUCUAAAUCCUCUGAAUCGAUUUUAUAUAGGUGUGAUGUUAUGAAAUUGUACCUUUAUAUUUUUCUACGGUAAAACAGAAAUAAAAUGUAUUUACUAGUUAUUAAAAUAGGUACUAGAAUAGACUAUGAUAGAAAAAAAUUUAGUUUAUUUCAAUUAUAUACAAUACGAACGUAACAAUAAACAGAUAAGAACAUAAUCUGGGCACAACAUAAUAUUUUAUCAAUAUCAAACAUCACGGUCAUUUUUAGUCAUCAAAUAUCGAAAACAGGCCCAUUAUUCAUAAGAGAUAGAGGGAAUUCAAAAAUGUAAUAAACAAUUUUUUAAUUUAUUAUAGUAUUAUAUUCACAUUAAUUCUGUAUGUAUAUAAAAACGUAAUGAUAACAUUAUAAUGGUGGUAUUCCAUUUUAAUUUAACGCAAUAUUGUAUAUGUACAAAUGUGAUUAUAAAACAUAAUUGAUCGAAAGUCAAGAACACAAAUUAUAACUUUUCGUUCACUUUUAUACAUCAGUAGCCCUUCAAAAGUAAAUUUACUUUUAAUUUGAUAAAAUUAAUAACUGUAAAGAUGCAAACAAGCAAAAAAACAAUGAAGGUUUGAAUCUCAAAUCGUUCCCUCCUUUUAUGCACGGGCGUACCGAAAAAUCAUCAAUUGUAAUUAUUUUUAUGCAAGUGGCAGAGAAAUAAAACUGAGUGGCCAUUUACUCUCCCCCAAUAAAAGGAUGACUAAAUACGCCUUUUAAGUGUGAUGAGGUUUUUAUUCCACCACAUAAUUUCUAAACGCCCGAAUAAAUUUACACACUUCAAGAUCUGAAUGAACUUUUUUUUUUCUUUUACUAACAAUAACAUAAACAUUAUAAUAUUUAUUAUUUUAGGUAUAUUUUUCAUAUUGCCGUGCAUCGACAACUACGCUCGUGUCGACUUAAGAACUCGCACUUACGACGUGCCGCCACAAGAGGUACGUAUACAGAAUACAAAUGUAGCGCGCGGCCUUUUCCCAAGGACUUUAGAAACUUAACUUUUCUUUCCUUCCAACGCGCCCCGAGUAAACCGAUAUAUAUUGGAUACAAUGAGUUGUACGAAAAAAAAACCUUUUGAUAGAUAUGAUCGCAGACGCGCAGACGACUUUGAAGUAUAGGCGCACGCUCGACUAUGUCCUUAGUUAAAUAACGUCCGUCAAUCUAAUAAUAUUUUUCGAUUACUCGUAGUAGUGGCACCAAAGUCCUAAAAUUAAAUUCGAGCGAAAUUCAUUUCAAUUCAUAUCUAAUACGGCCCGUUUUAUUUUAUAAUUAACUGUUAUAUAUUCGAUGACUAAAAAAAAAAAAAAAUAAACAAGAAAUUGAAAAUUUUUCCUUAUUCCUUAUAAAUGAUGAAAAUUAUUAGGCAGCGACAAAUAUUAUUGUGAAUCAUGAGUUUACUACUUCAUAUUCACUAGUAUAAAUUUGACUAUUUUUUUAUUUUAUACAGGAUAAAUAAAAUAAUAAAAUGUAGAAGAGGAUCAGAAUACACUCAUGGUACCUCUACCGUUAGGCCGACAGGCAGAGUAAAAUUCUGUCAAAUAGUAUGAGGAGUUCUAAAUAAGAUUUUGGGAGAUUGUCCCAUCUCGAAUGCGGACGGGGAAAACAAGUGAAAGGAAGUACCAUAGUAUGAUAUUUGCCGAUGUUAUAGCUUUGAUAGGAAAAAAUCUGAAAGAACUUAAUAAUAGGUUCGAGGAAUGGAGUAGCACUUGAAGGGAAGGGACAAAGGAUAAGUAGAAUUAAAACAGAGUAUGAGUUUGAAGAAACAGGACAAGACCGCUAACGAAAAUGAGCAGUUAUAGGCGAGAUUGAGAGUUUCAAAUACAUCGGAUCAUUUGUAAAAGCAUGAUCAUCAAAAAAGCACGGGAGCUUUCAUGAGGAUGUAAACAUAGGAUUAAAUGCGGUUGGAUGGAAUGUAAAAAGCGUAAAGUGUUUUAUACAACAAGAUAAUUCUAAUGAGACUUAAAGUUUAGUUCUACAAAAGUGUGGUGAGACUGACUAUUUUAUAUGGUUCGGAGUGUUGGGCGGUAAACAGAAAAAUAGAAUAGAGAAUGAGUCUCGCAGAGAUGAGAAUGUAAAUGAGUGAAACGUCGAGAGAAGAUAGGAUAAGAGAUAAGUGCAUAAGAGGUAAUUUAGGAGUGAUUUUGAUAACAGAAAAAAUGAGAGAAAAUAGGCUGAGAUGAUUUGGAUAUGUCAAAGAGAGAGAUGCAUCUGAAGCAGUAAGAAUUGUAAUGAAAAUAAACGUAGGAGGAUAGAGGUAGAGAGGAAGACUGAAAAAGAAGUUGCAAUUUAAAAUUAUAUGAAGAUAGUCGCUGUAUGCUAGUUGAGAGAUCAGGUCAAGUAGAAGUCUAGAAUGAAGGUGGUUAAGAUUUAUUUUCAAAUAUAUUACAUAGCAUUAUACAUUAAUAAGGAAGCAAUUUUCUUAAAACAGAUGUCUCACCCAUAAAAAUAUCUAUAUCCUAGAAAUAUAAUUAAGAAUAAGAAUAUUUAUAGGUGAACUGUUUUAUAUUAAUUAUAUUUAAAUCUAAUAAAUACCUUAUCGGUGUCAAUAUGUAUAAUAUCAUAACUUCAUCUUGAUGUUUUCUAACCGAUUUUGCUCCAUUUUAGAGCACAACCAAAAUUGUAUUACUUCAGUUUUGAAGGUUUGUAUUCAAUUGUACAACUGAACGUUACCAGCGUUAAACUUAGUUUAAUUAUGCUGUAUACUUUUCAAAUUAUGAUUUUAUAUUAGCCGAAUGCCAGUAUUUAUAAUAUUUUUCACGCCACAGUUCAAAUUUUUAUCUCUUGCUUCAAGAUUAUUAUGACUAUUGUCAUCUUCAUCUUUAGGAUCAGCAUGUAGCUAUUUUGAAAUUUGUUCACAUUAGAACCACCGAAAUGUUCUUCACAAAAUAUUUUUGAUUAUAGACAUAUUGCAAUGACGCUUAAAAAAAAAUGAUGUAACCCUAAAGCAAAAUGACAGAUAACACAUUAUUAAACCAUUGCAUUCAGUGGCAGCUUUAAAUAAACAAUAAUACUAAAACUGCCUCUUUAAGUGACCGAAUAAUUAGCACAGAGGAGAUAACCAGUGUCCCGACCUUAUCUUGUAAGACUAUGGGCCCUUUGAAUCCCGGCCAUCUUAUCAACCUACUCAUGUAUUUAAACGUUUUAAUUUCUUCCGGUGUUGAUGUUUAACAGGUACUGACCAAAGACAGCGUGACAGUUUCCGUGGAUGCGGUCGUUUACUAUCGGGUGUGCAAUGCUACCAUAUCAGUGGCCAACGUGGCCAACGCCCAUCAGUCUACGAAGUUGCUGGCCCAGACGACGUUGAGAAACGUGUUGGGUACCCGACCGCUUCACGAGAUUCUCAGCGACCGGGACGCCAUAUCUAGGACUAUGCAGGUGUUAUUGGAUGAGGCUACUGAGUCAUGGGGAAUUAAAGUGGAACGUGUUGAAAUGUAAGCACAAUAACCUACACGUUUUUACCCUGUGUAGUCUAUGAAAAAAAAAACAAUAUGCACACAGCACACUUUUUGAGUAGCAGACGUAAGCGAUGGGUACUGCUGCAGUUCUGGAAUUUAUUUGUACCAUCGGACUGGUCUUAGCAUAUAUAUUAAUCGUCAUCUCCUAUCCCACAUUCAAUCAUUGCACCCGCAAGUUAAAUCGUACAAAACCCUUGGUGUCGGUGAAAAACCAAUUUUGCUAACCCAUUUCUUUUUCCUUUUACUUUUUUCCUCUCUUAUCACUCUAUUCUUUCCUUUUACCGCCACCCUUAUCCCUAAUGUCUGAAAACUAAUCGAAAUAUGAAAUUUGUUUAAAUACGAUAAAAAAAAAUUAAAAAAACACGGAACAAAAUAAUCUACUGUCGUCCUCGUAGGCGUAAUAUCGAUUGGUUUAGGACUAUUAGAUGAAGAUUAUAAAUGGUAUAAUGUAUUUUAAAUUCAAUUCCUGGAAGUUUCCUGGGAGUCGAUAACUGCUUAAUAAGUGGCUGCAAAUCUGAGUAGGGAAUGUACGUCUUACAUUACGUUAGCGACCACUUGUUGCAGCCAACCGCCCUGUUGUCUGUUGUCGCGGUAACGUGAGGCAUUAGUGAUGAAUAGUGACGGUUCAAUAUAAUAUUGUGUACCUGUAUACACAAAAAUACGUCCUAGGAUAAUGGGACCAGGUUCAGCCAUUGUUAUAGAUAAUUUAAUGUAUACCUGUAAGCAACAAUAAACCAUUGCUUCCGGAAAAACGAUUCUGAGAGGAGUUCAGUUGAUAGUGAUGCUUUGUCAAAAAUAUAUAUGUCAUAUUAUAGUAAAAUAAUUAAAUAGGCUUUAUAUAUUUUCUUUAAUAAUAUUUGUUUAAUAUUGUACCGAUUUUCCAAGUUUUCCUACGUUUUUCUCAUGUUUUAUCCCAGUUUUUCACAUUUGCUGGGAAAACACCAAGUAAAAUAAAAAAAUUACCUCUUUAAAUUACCUCUCUAGUGAAAUUUCCUUUUAGAAACAUUACUGUUAUUAAAAGUUGGAGCGAAAUUGCUGGUAGAAGAGUUAUGCACAGAAAAAAAGGAGGUCAUAAUAUAUUUUGACUAAUACUUAUAUUUCUUAUAUUUUCCUGUUAUUCCUCCGUUUUUUUUGGUUUUUUAAAUUAGAUGAGAAAACUCCCGAGAAAAAAAAACGAAAAAUUACCUCCUUUAAGUACCUCCCCACAUACCGAUUUCCUUUCAGAAAAGGUGCUACACUAAAAAAUCCGAGCAAGUCAUCUGGUAGUAAGGUUGAACACAAAUAAAAAUAAAAAAAAUAAAAUAAUAAACAUCUUUGUAAAACCAUACGUUUCUUCGCACCACAUAGAAUCUAAAAUUAGUCGGGGGCCUCGACAAUCUUUAAACCCCGAAUAAAUCACAACUGCGUGAUUAAAAUUUCAUUUUUAGCUCGACGUCAUUUUAUUUUUUUUUUUAGAAAUUUCAGUCUAUAUCUACUAUAUAAAUAUUAAUGUUCCAAGAUUUUAAUACGAUAAAUGAAAUAACAAUGAUUUUUAUUGAUUGAUAUGUUCGGCAAAUAAUUGCUAACAUGUAUUUCGUGCAGGUCGAUUUAUCUAAACUCAGUAAGAUUAAACGAAUUUGAGUCAGUAAACAAUUUAAUUCAGUAAAUUGAAGUUAUUGAACUGAAUAAUGUUCCCAAAUCGUCACUAUAUAGAUCCCUAAUACACAAAAGUUGUUAUUCGACGGAAAACCUAAUUUAACCUUUAUAUCAUGAAUAAUCUAUGACUGCGUGUACAUAUAUUAUACAUAUUUUUUUAUUUUUUUUUUUUUUUUGGGAACUUUAGCUUAUCUAUUAUGUAUUUAUGUAUACAUACUAUAAGUUUCGCGUAAACCGGAAGUAGAGGUAAUAAAGUUUUUGUUGUAUAUUUUACGCAGAAAGGAUGUGAGACUGCCAGUUCAGCUGCAGAGGGCAAUGGCUGCGGAGGCUGAGGCUGCGCGGGAAGCCCGAGCCAAGGUUAUAGCUGCCGAGGGUGAACAGAAGGCGUCCCGGGCGCUCCGGGAAGCGUCUGAAGUAAUUAGCGAUUCUCCGGCUGCUCUCCAACUCCGAUACCUACAGGUGAGUUGUCUAAGAGAUUAAAAGAGGAAAAACGACAUCGAAUCUCAUGGACGUAUGGCUUGAAUACGUGUAUCAAUGAAAUACUCAUGUUUCCCAAAAAUUCGAUAAAUACAACCGUGGUGUAUAUAAAAAACGAUUCGAUUCGAACAGGAGAAAUUUUUCGGGGAAACCUGUAUAAAAACCUGACAACUGUUUUAUUUUUUAAGUCAUAUCUACCACCAUGGGCGUCCCCAGACAUUUUUCUAGGGGGGGGGGGCAAAAUUAAUUUAAAAAAUAAAUGAAAAUUGUUUAUACAUUUUAUUUAUAGUAGGUAUAUUAUUAUAUUUUGUCAUUAUUACAAUUAAAACAUUACAAUUAGAUAUUAUUAUAAUACAUUAGUCUUUUUCAUUAAAUAUAAAUUUCAAUCUCCGUGGAAAUUCUCUACCAAAUUGUGUCAGUGCAUUUUCAAUAAAUUUUUCUUUAUCUGAAUUUACUUUUUCUCUAUGAACACUCAACAUGCAUAUUCCACUCAGUCUAUCAUCACCCAUCGUUGAUCGUAACCAUGUCUUAACACGCCUUAAUGUACUAAAAGAACAUUCUGCUGUACAGCUUGUAGCCGGAAGAGACAAAAAUAUUUCCAAAGUAACAGCUAUACUUGGAAAAAACGUACAGUUACAAUUCAACAAAUCGAUGAAAUUAAUUUCUUGGCAGUCCUUAUUUUGCCAAAAACUGUACCAACUAUCUGCUUCAGCUUGUAGAUUAUCAAUUUUAUAGAAAUCAAAAUUUUUUUCAAUGCUCUCAAAAUACAUUUUUUUCUCCAAUUUUUUAAAAAUGUUGGGAUGAAGAUAUUGUAAUAAAAAUGCAUUAUCAUUUUUUUUUUCAAAACGUUCUUUUAUAGAUUGUAAAAUUGAAUGACACUCGUUUCGAUCGAAAGUUGCGUUGGAACUGAUGGGAGUAUCCGCGCGGGUAAUAAUAAUGAUGUAUAAUAAUAAUGAUAGCAGAUAGGUAUAUUGUGAAGUAAGCAAUAAGAUAAUAUACACGAUAUAACAGCAAACAGCUAAUAAAUUAUUGCCCUGUUAGCAUCAAAAAAUACGUCAAGAUAAAAUAAUCCGAUUAUUAAUGAUAGUUUUUAUGGAUAGCCGUGCGCUGACAUUUAGCAACAUAGACCUAUUUUUAGAAGCUAAUUUCUCAUUGGGAAUUUUACCAAUUGCUAUAUAUAUAUAUAUAUAAUAACAUUCCAGGGGGGGGGGGCAAGUGCCCCGUCUUGCCCCCCCCUGGGGACGCCCAUGUUUACUACGUUUAAACUUACAUAUUUAAAUGCGUUAUAAAAAAUAUAUUCAAUUCGUCAUAUAGAGUUAACUCCAGGGUACAGGGUGAUUUUUUUUAUCAUGAACCAUCAAUUUUCUCAGAGGAUUUUAAAUGAGUUUGAUUUCUACUUUUUUUAAUCAUUGUGAAAUCAGUUAACCUAAGACAAUAUUUUUUUUAGGAAUGUUGGUAUACAUAACACUAGUAUCAGAUUUAUCGUUCACGAGUUAUAACCAUUUAGAGUUUAGACCGAAAGAGUAGGAAAAUGUUAUCAAUUUAUCAUUCAAAAUAAAUAGAUGUGCAAUUUGUUACCCUUAUUCCCUACUCUUCCAGUCUAAACUUUAAACUGUUAAAAAUCAUAAACGGUAAAUCUGAUAUAAGUGUUAUGCAUUUCAAAGUUUUUGAAAAAAUAUUCUCUAUUCGAAUCUAUGUUCUAAAAAAGGGAUUCCUAUAUGAAAAACAAAAGUAUGUACUUAUAUAAGGUACAUGUAGUAAGAGUAAAAAAUUAAAAAUGGUUUUAAAAAUAAAGCUUAAAGGAUUCAACAAUGAUUAGAAAAAAAAAAAAAAUCAAAUUUACUUAAAAUCUUCCAAAAUAAUAACUAGUUUAUGAUAAACAAAAAAAAAAAACAAAUGGUCAUACUUCGCUUAAUUAAAAGUUGGUAAGAUAGAGGCUGAAUUUAGUAGAGACGAUUAACCAUCGCUAACUAAAAACGAUUCUGAGUAGAGUUCGGUUAAUAAUGUUACUUUGUCAACAAUAUAUAUGUCACAUUAGAGUAAAAUAAUUACGUAUACAUUAAAUAUUUUCUUUAAUAAUAUUUGUUUAAUAUUGUAUCUAUUUUCCCGGUUUUCUCAUAUUUUUUUCCUGUUUUCCGGAUAAAAAAUUGGCAUCGACAUGACACACCGAUUUCGUUUACCGAAUUUGUUGUAUAUUAUUAUUACUAUGUUGCUCUCUCUUCUUGUAGACUCUGAACACAAUAUCUGCCGAGAAGAAUUCCACCAUCGUAUUUCCACUACCCAUCGACAUCAUAUCGUUUUUCAUGAAAUCACAGGAGACACGGGAGCGUUCUACGGAACGUAAUCAGCAUCAUCAUCGCUACGAGAACAACAGCUGAAUUUUCAAAUAUCAUCGCAUACCAUUAUCGAGAACCGCUUACCGACCAAAUGAAGAAUCCACAUGCAUUUAGUCACCAUUAAUGUACUAAUGAUAAUUUAUUUCCCCGUGAAACUUUUAUAUUUAAAUUUACUCAACCAAUAUUAAUUUUUAUAAUACCCUCUCCCCAUUAUUAUAUAGAUUUCAGACUUUUAUUAUUGUUAGGUGAAUACCUAACAAUAAUAUAGUUUAACUAUAGUAAGUAUAGUAAGUUAGAACUUGUAUAUUAAUUUUCGUCGGGCCUUACACGAAUUAUUGUUAUUAUUUUUUUUUAAUCACGUUCAAACUACAAUAAUAAUAAACUUAAUGUCUCUGACUUGCGUUCUCUCUCUUUUGAAUAUAACUAGGUUACUUAGUGGCUGUAGUAGUGGAAGUAGUAGACAAUUAUAUACAUAUAUUAUACAUGAAUAAUUCAUAUUAAUUGCACCAGGGAUAAUUAUCGAUUUUUAGUAUUAAAAGUUCCUAUAUAUUAUAUAAAUACUUCAUGCGAAUUUUACAAUUUCCAUGUAAGUAAAAAUGUCGAAUAUUAUUAUAACAUUAUGUAGACACGUUGAAACCCCGUAUAUAAUUAAACUAUAAAAACGGUUAUGAACGGUAAAUUUAAAAAAAAAAAAAAAAAAAUGUCUAACCGGAUUUCUUUUAUGCGAUGUUAUUAAAUUAGUGCACUUUAUAAUAUUACAUAAUGGUUUGGUUAAAUUAUAAUAAAAAAAAUACGGUUUGCGUAUAUAUAAUGUAUGGUGUCGUUACAGUUUACUUGUACAGACAAUCUAGAUAAAUAUCAAAUCUGACUAUUAGAAGUGACGUAAUAUCUCAAGUAUAUCGGCC
Cinara cedri is the source of this 26154-nucleotide messenger RNA. The record is from the annotation of a GenBank genome assembly. NCBI's taxonomy places the organism in Eukaryota, Metazoa, Arthropoda, Insecta, Hemiptera, Aphididae.